This is a messenger RNA of Raphanus sativus (radish), 1371 nucleotides long. RefSeq names its product putative disease resistance protein At3g15700. Bases 1 to 1155 code for a protein of 384 amino acids. The record is from RefSeq and is a predicted model, not a curated record. NCBI's taxonomy places the organism in Eukaryota, Viridiplantae, Streptophyta, Magnoliopsida, Brassicales, Brassicaceae. The transcript has 4 exons. Gene Ontology annotation, molecular function: ADP binding.
AUGGGGAAAGAUUUCAAAAGCAUGGUCACAAGAUGCAUCUACGUCGGAAAAGAGAACGAUAACGCCAAGAAGCUGAAAACGAUGACUGAGGAGCUCAGGGAUCUACACAACAACGUGAUGAAAAGAGUCAAAAUGUACGAGGAUCAACAGAAGCUGAAGCGGCUAGAGAAAGUCCAGGUCUGGCUUAGACAAUCCGACGCAGCCAUCAAAGAGGCAGAGGAGAUGCUGAUGAUGUACGUGUCUUCUUCUUCUUCUUCGAAUGGAUCAACCGUGAUGAUUAGUAGCAGUCACAAGGUAGACAAGAAGAUUUGCAAGAUGCUGAAAGAGGUUCAGGAGAUAAAGAGCAGAGGAACGUUUGAUGUUGUGGUUGAAAACAGUGGCGUUGUUGUUGGUGGUGGGUCGAUGAUGGUCUCGACCGUUGAUAGAGAUGAUCAGACGGUUGGGUUAGAAGCUGUUUCAGGGUUGGUGUGGAGGUGUUUGACGGUGGAUAACACUGGUAUUAUUGGGUUGUAUGGCGUGGAAGGUGUUGGGAAGACGACGGUGUUGACUCAGGUUAACAACAGGUUGCUUCAGCACAAGUCAAACGGGUUUGACUUUGUGAUUUGGGUGUUUGUGUCCAAGAAUCUGAAUCUUGAGAAGAUUCAAGACACGAUCCGAGAGAAGAUAGGGUUUCUUGACAGGUCGUGGACGAGCAAGACCGAGGAAGAGAGAGCCGGUAAGAUCUUCGAGAUACUUAGCAAGAAACGGUUUGCUUUGUUUCUUGACGACGUUUGGGAGAAAGUCGAUUUAGUGAAAGCUGGUGUGCCGUCUCCGGAUGGACAGAACAGGUCGAAGAUUGUGUUCACGACCUGUUCAGACGAGGUUUGUCGGGAAAUGGGAACACAGACUAAGAUCAAAAUGGAGAAGCUGCCGUGGGAGAGAGCUUGGGACUUGUUUAAGAAGAAUGCUGGGGAAGAGACGGUGAAGAGCCACCCGGACAUAACCAAGGUGGCUCAGGAGGUUGCAGCCAAGUGCGAGGGCCUCCCAUUGGCACUGGUCACAAUAGGCCGAGCAAUGGCAUCUAAGAAAACACCUCAGGAGUGGCGUGACGCUUUGUACAUCCUGAGUAACUCUCCUCCAAAUUUUUCAGUUCUCAAGUUACUGGACAGGAACUAGUUAAUGUGCACUCGAGGAACAAUCUUGCUGUGCAUGGAGAUCAAAAAGAUAGCUGCGUACAUUUUGAUUAGGGAGAUUAAUUAAUGACUGUAAUUUUAUCUGUGUAUCUUAUUUGAGAGUUUAUGUCUUCUUUAUGUAACCGGCUAGAGUUUGAAGAAUUUGGUUGAAGGCUUGGAAUGUUUUGAACUUUUGAUGGUUAAUUAUUGGUUUUGUACU